This is a messenger RNA of Mugil cephalus (flathead mullet), 2128 nucleotides long. It is a transcript of the gene hsd17b12a, whose product is annotated as hydroxysteroid (17-beta) dehydrogenase 12a. Gene Ontology annotation, cellular component: endoplasmic reticulum. Lineage: Eukaryota; Metazoa; Chordata; Actinopteri; Mugiliformes; Mugilidae. The transcript is spliced from 11 exons. Bases 133 to 1116 code for a protein of 327 amino acids. The record is from RefSeq and is a predicted model, not a curated record. Gene Ontology annotation, molecular function: oxidoreductase activity.
UGUGUGAUGCUACAACCUCCUUAUAAAGGGACUCUCUCUCACGUUGUGGCUUGGAAAUUAGAGCACAUUGCCUAAAAUUGAGGUCUCCACAUACACACUCUCACACACGCCGAGUCACCAAGAACCGCUGCCAUGAACGUUGAGGAGACGAUCCGCAGGGCCGAGACGCCUCUCUUCUGGGUCGGUGCGUUCACUGUGGCCUCCCUGACGCUGUGGUUGCUCUACAAGCUGCUCUCAGGCUUUAGGAUCUGGGUCUUGGGAAAUGGGCAGCUGCUGUCUCCGAAGCUGGGCAAAUGGGCAGUUGUGACGGGAGCCACUGACGGAAUUGGGAAAUCCUAUGCGGAGGAGCUGGCUCGUCGAGGAUUUGCUUUAAUGUUGAUCAGUCGUUCCCAGGACAAGCUUGAUGACGUGGCCAACCUAUUCCAGGAGCAGUAUAAAGUGGAGACUAGGACCAUUGCUGUUGACUUUGGCAAGGCGGACAUCUAUCCUAAGAUUGAGGCAGGGCUGGCUGGUCUGGAGAUCGGUGUUCUUGUCAACAAUGUCGGCGUGUCUUAUCCCUACCCUGAGUACUUCCUCCACAUUCCUGAUCUGGACAAUUUCAUCACCAAUAUGAUCAAUGUCAACAUGACCUCAGUGCUUCAGAUGACCCGUCUUGUGCUGCCCAGAAUGACUGACAGGUCCAAAGGUGUCAUCCUCAACAUCUCCUCUGCCAGCGGCAUGUACCCCGUCCCUCUGCUCACAGUCUACUCUGCAACCAAGGCCUUUGUAGACUUCUUCUCCCGUGGCCUUCAGGAGGAGUACAGGCGUCAGGGCAUCAUCAUCCAGAGUGUGCUUCCCUUCUUCGUCGCCACUAAAAUGACUCGCAUCAGGAAGCCCACCUUGGACAAGCCCACCCCAGAGCGCUACGUGGCAGCUGAGCUCAGCACUGUGGGUCUGCAGAGCCAGACCAAUGGCUACUUUCCCCAUGCUGUCAUGGGUUGGUUGACCACCAAGCUGGUGCCGAGCAGAAUUGUCAUCUUCUUUGGAGCCAGAAUGAACCGUCUCCAGCGUACUGGAUACCUGCACAGGAGGAGGCUGAGGGAGCAGAAGAAUGGGACCAACUUGAAGAGUGACUAGGAGGAUGGUGAACUGUGAUGCACAUGGUUGCUCGGCUUUGACUGAGUGCAGCAUUUAAGGAAGAAAGAGAUCGUGUAUUUGUAGGAUUGAUCCUCCAGGCGUGCCUUAGAUUUCACCUUUGUGCCUUUUUAGUACACGUCAGAUCAUGUGUGCUGACUUUGCGUUUAAAAUUACAACCAAGGUUAUUUGGUUGUGAAGUGGCCAAAGAAGGCAGGAGGUGAUGCAAAAAUAAAAUGCUGCUCUUGGCAAAGGACAUUAAUAUUUUUUUGCCUCUGACACUGAUGAUAGCAAUAACAUGACCAAAAAAAAAAGAGUGAUUUGUUAACCCUGCUGUUAUAAGCAGUGGAAAAUGGUGGCGGGUAUCUUUUUUUUUUUUUUUACAUAUAUAUAAUAUAAUUAUUUAUUUUAUAUUUGUAUGAUCACACGAGCCCAAGCCGGUCCUGUUUACAAAUCAGACAUUUAAUAAUAGCAAUAUCUGCUUUCUAACAUGCCAGUUUACUUGCUUGUCAUGCAUUUGAUAUUUCCUCUGUCUUUUCUAUGAUAUUGCAUGUUUACAAUGUGUUUAAAAUGACACCUUGGGGUGGGUUGCUGUUGCACCAAUGUAUCACUUCUUCUAAGCCAAUCCUAAGCCUUAGUCGUAAAGUACUUUUCUCCUGGCACCAAUGCUGGAAAUAAUCGGUUUCCGUGAAAGGGUACUUGGUGAUUUCAUUUACUGUGAUUGGUGUUAUAUUUUUGGUGUACUAUUUUUUUCCGUUUUCUUUGAGAAGAUUCCACAGAUAAGGCGAAUAAUCUCGUUUAAAGAAAGAUUUUACAUCACCAGCUAUGUUUAAAGAAUUAUGUGCUGACUGGGUCACAAACCACCAGCUGUUUGUUGUAUGAAAGAGAAAGUGCUCCUCUUUAGUUGUUUCCCAUAUCAGUUCCUGUAUGACAAGAUCUGACCUGUGCUGUCUGACCUCAACUGCGCGGUUUAGUGAAUGCUUUUAUAUGCUUGCAAAUAAAAAUUUGAAUGCUA